AUGAAGACUCUCGAGACCAUAUUUGCUGAGCUGAGCCUCACUGAGUAUCUCGAUGCGUUUGUCGAACAGGGGUUUGACACAUGGGAGACCAUACUGGACAUUACCGAAUCCGAUCUCGAUGCGCUAGGCGUGAAGCUUGGUCAUCGACGGAGGCUUCAAAGACGCAUCGCCAACUCUCGAGGGAUUGCUCCCGAAGCCUCCCUCGGUUCCCAGGCGCAGCCUGCUACCGAUGACCCUAGAGUGUUAGACGCCCACCGAUCCGACUCUUCGAGGCUGGAUGCCCUAGAAGCGAGCAACGUCAUCCCAACCAAGCGAAAAUACCGGCGCCAUCCAAAGGUGGACGAGAAUGCGCCUUUGAAACCGCCCUCGGCCUAUGUGCUCUUCUCAGCCAAGAUGCGUGAUGAAGAGCUGAAAGACCGGAAUUUGGGCUUCACCGAGAUUGCAAAGCUCGUAGGAGAGAAUUGGCGGAGCCUAUCCCCUGCCGAAAAAGAACCGUUCGAGUCACAUGCACAAGUAGCCAAGGAAAGGUACCAAAUUGAGAUGGAAGAGUACAAGAAGACGCCCCAGUACGAGAGGUACCAGCUUUACCUACAAGAAUUCAAGGCCAAGCAUGACCAUCCACAAGGUGUCUUAGACAGGGACGCGGCGAAGCGACUGAAACUUGCCGAUGUCAGAAUGCCAGACGGUGGUCCCAGCAGCACAAGGUCUAACCGGACGAGCAGGAGUGGGAGUGAACCCCAACGGGAAAUCGGAUCACCGCGACACGGGUCCCAGCAAGGAAUUGAAUCUGCCUCCGCCGACGCCCAAUUCUCGUCGUCCUUGACGCCAAGCUUAUAUCAUGCUUCCCUCGCUGACCCGGUGAACUCCCCCUUAACAAAGAACAUCAACCGACACCUAUACGAACUCUCGCCCACCUUCAACACCUUCAACAACGUUAGAGAGUUGCAACCGUUACCGAGCAAGCGCAUCACAAACUGGGCAGAUGAGGACCGUCAUGAACAGCCAGCCACACAGAGGCAGCUUCCUUCUCUUUCCGAUGUUUUCGAUCGUCACGGGUUGCUACAUGAGCCUGUCGGAUUCUAUGCUUUGCGAGAAGAUGCUCCCAAUAGCCCCCCAGCUGCAACCAUUGCCAACGAACCCAGGCCCGCUUUGAGAAAAGGCGAAUCCUCGUCCUCAUCUGCCAGCACACCAUCUUCCAUCUCAUCAUUAGGGCACCCUCGAACCCCACUCGACAAUUCAAUGCCUAUCCAUUCGCUGUUGAGUUCAAAGCCAAAUCACGUCCACGAAGGCCAACAGCAGCCCAUACUUCCCGCAAUGACUAUACCCGGAGAACAUGGCCAACCGUUUGUCCACCAGCCGAUAAACGGUGCUGGCAUGUUUGUGGCCAAUGGUUAG
Molecule: messenger RNA, 1395 nt
Organism: Lasiosphaeria miniovina
Lineage: Eukaryota; Fungi; Ascomycota; Sordariomycetes; Sordariales; Lasiosphaeriaceae
Exons: 6
Coding region: 1-1395 (464 amino acids)
Biological process (GO): regulation of gene expression
Cellular component (GO): nucleus
Molecular function (GO): protein binding
Source: RefSeq, a predicted model, not a curated record